GAACACUUUUUAACAAUUCUUAACAACAUAACCUCAAAUCUCAAAAAAUUUUGAUUUUCACAAAAUUUAAGUAAAAUAUUUCUAUGCUUAAUAUGAUAAAAGCGGUUUUAAUCGAUUUGAGUGGGACUCUUCAUAUCGAUAAUCAAAUAAUACCAGGAGCAAUUGAAGCAUUAAAGCUAUUAAGAAAAUCGGAUUUAAAAAUUAAAUUUGUUACGAAUACCACAAAAGAAAGCAAAAAUAUUCUUUAUAAUCGUCUGCAAAAAUUAGGAUUUGACGUGCAAUUAGAUGAAAUUCACACUUCUUUAAUCGCAGCUAGAAAAGUAAUUGAUGAGAAAAAAUUGAACCCUUUAUUGUUAGUGUCUAAGGAAGCCCUCGAAGAUUUUGAGGGAUUAAAUUAUGAAAGUAAUCACAAUGCUGUCGUUAUUGGUUUAGCUCCUUCAGAAUUCCAUUAUGAUAAAUUAAAUCAAGCUUUUAGAUUAUUACUUGAUGGGGCACCUUUAAUAGCAAUCCAUGCUGGUAAAUAUUAUAAACGACCUGAUGGAUUAGCCUUAGGUCCUGGUUGUUUUGUAAAGGGUCUCGAAUAUUCAGCUAAAUGUACUGCCCAAGUUAUUGGAAAACCAACAGAAGGGUUCUUUAAAUCUGCAGUAGACAAUAUCCAGCCAUCAGAAUGUGUUAUGAUAGGAGAUGAUGUAACAGAUGAUAUUGAUGGGGCACAAAAAAUCGGUAUGAAAGGAAUUUUAGUACAAACCGGCAAAUAUCAAUCUGGAGAUGAAGCUAAAAUAAAUCCAGCACCUUGGAAUACCGUACCAAGUUUUGGAGAAGCUGUACAAAAACUUUUAGGCCAUAAUGAAAAUAUAAAAACAAAGAAAAGUACUUAGAUUUAAUAA
Messenger RNA from Onthophagus taurus, 887 nucleotides. Its product is annotated as haloacid dehalogenase-like hydrolase domain-containing protein 2. NCBI's taxonomy places the organism in Eukaryota, Metazoa, Arthropoda, Insecta, Coleoptera, Scarabaeidae. Gene Ontology annotation, molecular function: phosphatase activity. Gene Ontology annotation, cellular component: cytoplasm. The record is from RefSeq and is a predicted model, not a curated record. Gene Ontology annotation, biological process: dephosphorylation.